Molecule: messenger RNA, 984 nt
Organism: Exophiala spinifera
Lineage: Eukaryota; Fungi; Ascomycota; Eurotiomycetes; Chaetothyriales; Herpotrichiellaceae
Exons: 3
Coding region: 1-984 (327 amino acids)
Biological process (GO): transcription by RNA polymerase III
Cellular component (GO): RNA polymerase III complex
Source: RefSeq, a predicted model, not a curated record
AUGUCUCGGGGCAGAAGAGGCGGCGGAAAACGAGGUCCAGACUUGUCUUGGGACGAUGAAGAAUCUCUCGCAACUCCGACCGUGUCGAACAGACCUGAAGAGACAUUUCCCCCAAUUGAUCUCCCGGUUCCUCGGCCAAUAUCCUCAGACGAGCAUCUAGCAAUCAAACGGCAGAUAGCCUUCCGCAGCCGAGCGCGCAAUGGGCCAUAUUAUGCUAUUCUCGACCCCAGUAGUAUUGCGGACGAGAAGAGCGGCAAAGUCCUGAAACGCGCAGGCUUUGACCCAUUCAACGACCAGGAAAAAUACACUGCGAAGUACCACAAGAAGAAGCAGGCCGUUCCCGACCUCAACACUCGAGAGUAUGCACUACGGCUAUUUCCUCACGAGCUGUGGCCGCUACUCGACCCACGCAAGAAGAAUCCACUGUGGAAGACCGCAGACAUCGAUUUCGACGCCGAGACAAACGCACCUCGCAAGAACUUGAAGCGGAAGCGAGAACUUGUCAUUGAAGAUGCAGAAGAUGACGACGAGGCCAGGGCUAACGACGACGGAAACGACACCGACGACUCUGAUCCUUUGAUGUCUGGCACACGACGAUCCAGAAACAGCACCAAGGCGGCGAAGAGGCGGCGGGAGGACCCCACAACGAAGAAAGCGCACGAGAAGCGAGGUCUGGACGCGGAAGACGAGUUCUCCGAUCCCGAAGUCACGCCUAGGUCACCAGGCAGGAAAUCAGGCAAGAACAAAGGCUCUGACGACGAGGACGAGGACGACGAUGACGACGAGCACAACGAGGAUAACUCAGACGGCAGUGGUGAUGAGGACGACUAUGACUCCGGUGACGAUGAACCCGUGGAUUCUGAAUUCGAAGAGUCGGACGACGAGGAUGACAACGACUAUAAUGCCGAACAAUAUUUCGAUGGAGGCGAGGGGGAUGAGGAUGACUACGGUGCCGGAGGCGACGAAGAUGGCUCUUAUUUCUGA